AUGCCCCUCAUUCUCGAAAGCGGCAUGAACGGGCCUAUGCAGGUCGACCAGCUCGACGUCGAUGACCUCUUCGGCGACGGCGUUGGUCUGUCCCUCCAUACCGCCCGCCCUCCUACCAAGCAUUUACGCCAGAGGAUAGAUGAGCUGCGGACUCGCGGUUGCUGCCAGGGAGUAGCAUGGUCGAAAUCCGGCGCCAUCGCCUCCAUUUCCCCUGACGGAAAGACCUUGGAAGCCAGGUUUCUCCGCUCUCAUCCCGAUGAUGGUAAUUGGGGUCUCAGCGAACCUACAAAGGUUGACCUCAUCUCCAUCAACGCCUCUAGCCCCAUAGUGCACUUGGCUUGGGCUUCAACAGCGAACCCCGAGCUUGCCGUCAUCGAUGCGACUGGUCGAGUUGCCAUCUUAACUUACUCCAUCACAUUGAAUCGCCCCUUUGCGACGCGAAAGUGGGAUCAUGAUCCGAGUGAUGAUCUCCACGCCAUUGUCGGCAGCUACUGGCUUCCACUUGCACCCCAGGCCAAACAGUACUAUGUGAGCCAUGGACCGGCCGUCAAGGAUGGCAACCAGUACCGGUACGAAAGCUCUUUCGUGCAUGCCUACGGCCCCUGGCAUCCUAAUACCUCCAAGAGCGCUCUCCUAUGCGUCACCACAAACGGCCAUCUCAAGAUGUUCUGGGCUCAGAACAACAACAAGAUUGAGGAAACCACGCUUGAACUCGAAAGUGUCAAUUCUUCGGAUGAUUUGAUUACGCAUGCAGCGCUGCACAGCGAUAAGAGUAACCUAUGGAUUGCCCUGGCGACAACCUCAAAACAAUUGCGCCUUGUGCGAGUUGGCAUCAAUUGGGGCUUGCCGCAGUCUCAAUCCGACAACAAGCCGCCCCCGGGUAGCCAGGCGCUCAACCCAACCCUGCAAGAGAAGCAUGUUGCAAUCACUAGCUGGCUGCCCAGUGGCUCGUCUACCACACCAAUCGACUCUGCCGCAAACCAACUAACCCACCUGGAGAUCCUACCGUCAACUCUGGACCACACAGGCCAGGGCUGGGCUCCUCUCAUCAUCCUCGCAGUUCGCACUUACUUGCCAACACCCAACACUCCCUACCAGGAAACACAAAGCAUUAUCGACAAGUGGGAGGUUCUCAAUGACCAAGCACAGAGCCUUCAUCCGGCGUUCGAGCAAUUGGGAAGUCGCAGAAACAGCACAGGUGCGGGCCCAGCUCCCACAUCCCGACUCAAAAAGCACGACCCCGUCAUCGUCAACAAGGUCAUCAUUGGCGUUCACACUCUUCAGUUUGGCAGGGUCAUUUGCUUAGCCUUCAGUGAUGGUUCAGUAGAAUACCGCGACAGGUUCACCCUACAGGAGAUCUACAACGAGAUCAAUCUUGAUAGAGUCAUGACACUGAACCAGGUGGGCUUCACCUUCCAGGAUGAAUCGCCUUGUCUGCAGAUGGCAUUUUCCCCAACCAACUGUUCCGUUGUCAAGAUACAGGACGAUGGCAAGGCCAAGUGGAGCAAGCUACAUUAUCCCUUGGGUGACAUUGGCAACUCCAGCCAAGACGCACCAUAUGCCGCCACAUUGGCAGCAUUGACAGUAGCUGCCUCGACAGCAACGUUCAAUAACAUAAACUACGACGAUAUCCUGGCUGUCGCCCGACCAUACGCAGACAAGAAGCGUUUCACAUUCGAUUGGAUCAACGAGAUCGUGCGCAUGCUCAAGGUUCCCGUCGACUACUCCGAGGAUACCCACCACGAUAGUCUCGUUAGAAACAGCUCUUUGCAGAUGUGCUUGAGCAUCCUAAACCACCUUGGCUACAAAGGCAUGUUCCAGCCUCGUUCCUUUGGCAGCAAGUUCGCUAUGCUGGCGCUCAAUGCGCGCAACGUCGUCAUUCUCAUCACAAUCGCGAGCAACACCCCCGUCAACAUCCGAGAAAAGCUCAGCCCUCUCGACGAGCACGAGGUUGUUGAAGCGCUCGCUGGCUGCGCAAAAUGGUCUCUCGACCUUCUGUCCUGGCUCACAGAUUCUCUCUUCGCCCUCCUCGAUGACCCGCAAUUUCUUGCCCUCCUCACGCCACAGCGCUUCUCCGAAAUGAGCACCUACCUACAAUCCCGCUCCGAUGUCUCCCUCCACCUGCUCCUGUGCUCCUCAACACGCGGCUUUCUCUCUGCCGUAUGCCGCCGUAUCUUACACCUCGAGAUCCUCUCAAAUCGUGCCAUUGAGUUCUACGAGCGCCGGGCCGCCAUGCAGAACGCCACUGACCCAUCUGCACAGGCCAAGGGUCCGCAUGUCGUCCUCUAUAAGGCUUACCAGAAGAUGCAGCGCGUCACCUCGGGCAGCCUGAUCAAGGUGCAAGAGUUUGACCGUCUCCUCACGGUUCUCAACAACGACAUCCGCUCCGCAUACCAGAGCUCACUCGCAUCCCUAGCGGCCAAGAACCCCCCCGGCCCCGGCGGUCAGAAAGCGAUUGACGCACAAAUUAAGAAUGCCCAGAUCCACUGCGAGCUCAACAUGCUGCUCGCGUCGUCGCCGCCGCCGGCUUUUCAUCACGUCCUCCUUAAGUUCUUCAACUCGGAUCUCAAGGCGUACCGCGCCCAGGCCGAUCCCUCCAAGCUCUUCUUCGCCGACUUUGACCUCCUCGAGAUCGACGACGAUCGCCGCACGCUGGCGACGCGUAAGGCCAAGGGGCGGUAUAUCGACGUCUUCAAGCGCAUCGAGCUAGCCGCGCCGCCGGCCCGCGGCACGAAGGAGGGCGACGAGGCUAAAAUGGCGCAAUGGCGGCGGUGUGUCCGGUGCUCGGCGAUCAUGGAGGAUGUGUUUGGCUCUAGGCCAGGCUUCACAUUCGUCCUGGCUCAGCAGAGGAAGUGCUCCUGCGGUGGCCACUGGGGUCUCCUGCCCAAGGGAGCUCUCAUAAUCUGA
Molecule: messenger RNA, 2907 nt
Organism: Colletotrichum graminicola M1.001
Lineage: Eukaryota; Fungi; Ascomycota; Sordariomycetes; Glomerellales; Glomerellaceae
Product: RNA polymerase II Mediator complex subunit Sin4
Exons: 8
Coding region: 1-2907 (968 amino acids)
Biological process (GO): positive regulation of DNA-templated transcription
Cellular component (GO): mediator complex
Source: RefSeq, a predicted model, not a curated record